Molecule: messenger RNA, 7567 nt
Organism: Talaromyces stipitatus ATCC 10500
Lineage: Eukaryota; Fungi; Ascomycota; Eurotiomycetes; Eurotiales; Trichocomaceae
Product: sensor histidine kinase/response regulator, putative
Exons: 4
Coding region: 1-7185 (2394 amino acids)
Biological process (GO): protein autophosphorylation; phosphorelay signal transduction system
Molecular function (GO): phosphorelay sensor kinase activity; histidine phosphotransfer kinase activity; protein binding
Source: RefSeq, a predicted model, not a curated record
AUGGAAGAGGAUUAUAUUCUUGGUGACGACCUUCCGCUGCCUCCUGCGCGGCUCUUUGAGCGCCUGGCACUGCUACCAGGUUACAUAUGGGACCAGGCGAUCGAGCCGAUCCAUUCGACGUAUGAUAACUGGUAUGUCGCGGGAAUACGCCAGACCUCUGACCAUGACAUCUCCACGCCGACCGCGACGUCUUCGGGGACGCCCAGUACAACGCGAGAUUCUCCGCGGAUAGAUUCUCGGCCCCCAUUCCGUCACCAUUGGCGAAGUAGCCUCAGUGAAUCGAGCAGCGAACUUUCCUCCCUACGCACCGAACAAGAGCCGACCUUCCUUCCCGUCGUAGCCCGUGUUUCGUCCCAUGUCGUUCGCCUCGAAAGGGAGUUUCACAUGUUGCGUACAAUUGUUCAGGUUUCUGAUCCCGAUUGCAAUCAUACCGUUCGCCCUGUGGAUAUUGUGAGACUCCCGCCUGAGCCCGGCGACCCCGGUCCUCUCCUUGUAUCCAUAUAUGAGUCGCCCGAAACACCUGGUACCAAUUCCCUCAAGGAUCUCGUCGCUUUCGGUCCCGCCUGGUUCAGUUUUGGCACCGGCACCUUUAGCGAAAGUAGCAGCAACACGACCCCGGGAGAGCAGGCCUCGUUAUCCGUGUUUUUAGAUUUCGCUAUAGGUGCCUGCGACUGCUUGGAAAUCUUGCACUAUGGGUUGAAAACUAUACAUGGCGAGAUCCGUCCGGAUGCUUUCCAUUUCAAUCGCUGUAACGGAAAAGUCAAAUUGGUGAACAUGGGAAACGGUGCGAGGUCUUUUGACAAUGCGCUGGGCGAAGGCUGGUCGGCAUUAUCACGCGAGGUGGGCGUGAAAACGAAAUUACAGUUCAUUGCUCCAGAACAAACUGGGCGCAUGCCCACAGAACCAGAUAGUCGAACCGACAUUUAUGCCUUGGGGGUCCUGUUCUGGAUCAUCCUCGUAGGCAAACCGGCAUUCACUGGCAGCACUCCGAUGGACGUGGUACAGAAUGUCCUUGGCAGAAAAUUACCGCCGGUCUCUUCGAAGCGCAUGGACAUUCCAGAUGCUGUUUCUGCUGUUAUUGCGAAGAUGACCCAGAAAGGCCUUCUUGACCGAUACCACACCAUUACAGCCGUGAAGAAGGAUCUCGAGCAGAUCGUGAAGCUGCUUGGAAAUGGAGACUUCAAUGCGCUAAAGAAUUUCGAAGUUGCUAAAAAUGAUGUUUCCUCGUUCUUCACUCUUCCGUCUCAGAUGUUUGGUAGGGAGGAAGAGUUCCAGAAGAUAAUGAACAUUGCAGAGAAAGUUCAUCGCCGGCAACAAGCUCUGUAUGCCAAGAUGGUCGCUCAGGCGAAUCUCAGUGCAUUUGGCGGCUCGGCGUCAUCUAUAUCUGAAAGUCGAAUAGAUAGUUUUGACUUUGGCGAAGGAUCGAGUGACUCUGGCUCCUUGAACUAUGUUCCUUCAAGACACAACUCAACCGCGGGCCCACUUGCCCUUAAUCACGUACCUACUCGCGACUCUGUGCACAGUACUGAAUCCUCUCUAUCGACUCAAAGAGGGUUUGGCCCGAUGCAUCGAACAAAAGGUUCUUCUUCUGCAGAUCAUAGGAGCCUCGGUGAUAGCGGCGACCGAGACUCUACUCAUCUCUCCGCGAACACCGGCCUCAGCCCCAUGGAAACAUUGAACCCUAUGAGUCGGCACAGAGCCGCUAACAAGGUCAGGCGUAGUGGGCACUGCGAGGUUAUCACAAUAACUGGAAAUCCUGGUAUUGGCAAGACCGAUCUCAUCCAACGCGUGCAGCCAGCUAUUCGAAAACUCGGGUAUAUCGGGGUAGCACGACUUGAUCGCGCUAGAAGGAUCCCUUUUGAACCCUUUGCCAAAAUCUUGGCUAGUCUUCUACGCCAAAUAUUCUCUGAGCGAGACGUCACUACAGAGUAUCAUAACAACCUCCGUUCUUUUCUUCGGCCACUUUGGCCAACCCUCCACCAGGUGCUCGAUCUGCCAGAGCAGUUGAUAUCAAAUGACCAGAAGGACAAACCUAUUUCCCCGAAGAUGGGCGUUGCGCAACAUAUUUUGAAGGAAAACUCCAAAACCGAAAUCCCCAAGCGGCCCAGCUUCCUUCACGGGACAGUCCCGGCAGAUAUAUUUACUUCAAGCUCAUCUAACAAGACGAUGCGCUUAAUGGAGAUGUAUCUGGAAAUUCUCCGUCAUUUGUGCUCUCAGAAACUCAUCUGUGUUUGCUUGGACGAUCUUCAAUAUGCAGAUGACGAGUCAUCAGACUUGAUAGGCAAUAUCUGCAAGACAAGAAUUCCCUGUUUACUUAUUCUUGCUGCACGCAAGCAGGAAAUUGAGUCGCGUGACAUGCUAACUCUAUUCAAUGCGGAAACCCCGAGCAUCACCAAAAUCGAGCUACACCCUCUUUCUGAAGAAGAUGUUGCAAGAUUCGUAUCGGCUACAAUGCAACUGGAACCGGAUCCUCGACAAACUCCACUCUCCGUCGUGGUAAUUGAGAAAAGUCAAGGAAACCCCUUCUUUAUGCGCAUGAUGCUUGAAACCUGUUAUCGGAAGAAUUGCAUCUGGUAUUCUUGGAAGAAUAGCAGAUGGGAGUUUGAUAUCGAUCGCAUAUUUACAGAAUUUGUCUCACCCGAGUACGGCGACAGCUUGGGGACGGAUUUCAUUUUGAAGAGAUUCCAAGAGUUUCCUCCGUCUGCUUUGGCAAUUCUCGUUUGGGCAGCCUUCCUUGGAAGUCCGUUCUCAUUUUCGCUCAUACAGAGACUAAUGGAGGGAGAGUUCUGGUACGAUGAUGGUGAUGGUAUCAAAUGCAAUCUUACGCCUUUAUCGAAGGCAUUUGCGCCUCGUUCUGAAGCUGAAGCUGUUUCUGGGCUUCAAUUCCUUGUACAAGGGUAUAUUGUUUUACCAGGGGACAGUGAUGAUGAGUUUCGAUUCGCACAUGAUCGAUUCGCUCGAGCUGUUGGGACAUUGAGCGAAUGUCACAAUGUCGAGAAGAUGCAUUUUGUCAUUGCUCAAACCAUGAUGAAGUAUUGCACAAGGGAGGGCGAGAUGUACCCCAAGUCGCACCAUAUCUGUCAAUCCACAGACUUGAUCCGGAAACGAGUCAGAAACCGACAUCGUUAUAGGAAGGUUCUUCUGAAUUCUGCGCGGAUUGCAUUAUCUCUUGGCGCCCGACCCACCGCACUUAUGUACUCACGUCACGCUCUUAAGCUGUUACAGCCUAACUGCUGGGAUGCAAAGGCUCCUGAUGUGGAUUACGAGGAGACCUUACAACUCCACAAUUCAACAGCCGAGCUGCUUUCAUACCAAGAAGACAAUAAGGAGGCUCUCACACUUUUGGAGCAGGUAUUCCGACACGCUAGGAGUGCAGCAGAUAAGUCAAGAGGCUGGAUCAUCAAAAGCAAAAUUGCGACUCUCGCUGGAGACUUCAACGGCGCUAUGGACGCUCUACUAUCGUCGUUGGAAGAGCUUGGCAUUCAGAUUCGCCAGCCAACUACAUAUGAACAAUGUGAUAUUGCUUUCAAGGAGCUGAGAGACUAUCUCCAACCCCGAGACUUUGAGACUCUAAUCCUACAACCGAUCAGUCAAGAUCCUAUGGUUACUGCUUUGGGACUUGUGCUUGCGGAAGCCAUGGCUGUAGCCUUUUGGGGCGACGACUUGACGUACAUGCAUUUGGGCGUUGAGAUGAUGAGGCUUCAUUUGUUCACAGGCCGUUUUUCGCAAGUGGGCUUGGCUUGUUGUCACCUAGCUAUGGCAGCAUACAGUCGCCAUAAGGAUUUGGAAUUUGCAGCCAGCAUGAGUGACUUGUCCCUCUUGGUCUUCGAGUCUUAUGCAGAACCUUCAUCACGUGGAACUGGGUUCAUACUACAGUCAUUCAUGGUUGAGCAUCUUAGGGUUCCAUUACGCACGAUUCUGCCCUUUAUUGAGACGUCUGUGGAAUAUGCUUUCAACUCAAAUGAUCCGUAUUUGAUGCUCACUAGUUUCGGAUUGAUGGCAGCCACCCGUUUGUAUCUGGGCCAGGAUAUGUCCGAAAUUGAGACCUUUUGCACAGAGACGCCCGAUGAGAUCUUAGAUUGGACGCGGGAUGUUCGGGCAGGAGUGCUUCUCAUAGCUGUCAAGCAAGUAACACGAGCACUACAAGGCAAAACUUCGUGGAGGAACCCCGAUCUCAUCAUGACGGACGAUCAGCACAGUACUAUUGAAUACAUGGAACAUGUGUGUCGGCAUUCUAUGCGAGCAGAUCGCCCUUACAAUAUCUACUGGAGUUAUGCCAUGAUCCCCCUCUAUGCCUACGGCCACUAUGACAAGAUUAUUGAGCUCGGUACUGGCAUGAUGGAGAGCAUUGAACGACUCUGGUGCAUGAGAGUAUCUCAUCUCACACAUUUCAUCCUCCCGCUUGCCAUUCUUACAAAGCAUAUUGACAAUUCCAACACCGGUGGUUUGGAAGAGUAUAUGCGUCUUGUAUUGAAAUGCAAGGAGAUAAUCGAUUUGAGUCGAAAAGCUUGUGAUGUUAAUUAUGCAAUGUGGGCUUUGCUCAUUGAAGCACUUAUGCAUGAGCAUGAAAAGAAGUUCAAUUCUGCUGUACAAGCUUAUGAAGCUGCUAUUGAUCACUGCGAGGUCCACGGCUUUCCUCUGGAAGAGGCAAUGGCCCUGGAAUUGUACGGUGAUUUCCUUGUUCGAAAAGGCUCAAAACGGCCGGCGAGGGCCAUCAUUAAAGAGGCCAUUGCUGCCUGGACGGGCCUCGGCGCGGUUGGAAAGGCAGAGCAUUUGUCAGAAAAGCAUGAGUGGUUGCUGAAGACAGCUACUGCUCCCAGACACAACGACGCCAGCACACAGACCGUUGACUCUCUUGCUAAUAUUAACCAUGAUACAGCCGUAGCCACACCUGCAGUUCAAACAAAUUUGGAGGAUGAUAGGAAGAAACACUGGUUAGAGAAUUCGGGCUCUCAUGUUGAAACCGGACCUCUGGAUAUACCAAGUGUUGGGUUGGAUAUUAUCGAUCUGUCAAGUAUUCUUGAGUUCAGUCAAGUGAUGUCUUCAGAACUUCAAAUUGAUAAAUUGCUUACCAAGAUGAUUGAAAUUAUUCUUGAAUCUUGCAGUGGUUCAGAUACAGCUAUCAUUACGACUGAAUUUGAAGAUACCGGGUUCGCAAUUGCGGCUAUCGGCUCCCAGGACGACGGGCAGAAGGCAUUCCUUGACGGACUGCCGUUUUCGGAGAUGGAGGAUAAAAUGGCUCAACAGAUUACUCAUUACACGCUGCGAACCAGACAAGAAGUACUCGUUCAUAAUGUAUUGGAGGACGAGAGAUUUUCCAUUGUUAGCGAAGGAUACAACGCAAGGUAUCCAGCGGGUCGAUCUGUCAUUACGCUGCCAAUCAUACAGGCCAACAAUUUACUUGGUGUCAUUCACAUCGAGGGAAAGCCCAACUCAUUCACUCAACGCAAUGUGGUUGUUCUUCGUCUUCUGUGCAACCAAGUCGGAAUUUCACUCAGCAAUGCUUUCUUGUUCCGAAGAGUGCGUAAAGUAAGUGCUACGAAUGCAGCAAUGGUCGAGUCUCAGAAGCGUGCGUUGGCCCAGGCGCGUGAGGCGGAGCAGAAGGCCAAAAUUGCAGAGGCCGAGGCAAACCAUAACGUCAAAUUGAAGGAAGAUGCAGCAAGAGCAAAGUCCGUAUUCCUUGCCAACGUCUCUCAUGAUCUGAGAACGCCAAUGAAUGGUGUGAUUGGGUUGUCUGAGCUACUGAAGGGCACGAAGCUUGAUAAAGAACAGGAUAACUAUGUAGAGUCAAUCCGAGUUUGUGCGGAUACUUUGCUCACUCUUAUCAACGAUAUCCUGGAUUUCUCGAAACUUGAGGCCGGCAAAAUGAAAAUUUCUACUGUGCCGUUAAGCCUCAAAGAGACAAUUCGUGAGGUGGUUCGAGCUCUGCGGUAUACCCAUCGCGAUCGGGGUCUGGAGACAAUUGAGGAUUUGGAUAAGGUUCCAGAAGACUUGGUCGUCAUGGGCGACCCCGUUCGUCUUCAUCAGAUAUUCAUGAACCUGCUCAGCAAUAGUUACAAGUUCACUCCCAAAGGCUACGUCAAAGUUUCAGCCAUGGUUGUUCGCGAAGGAAAGGGACGAGUGCGCCUAGAGUGUUCUGUCGCAGACACUGGAAUUGGAAUUCCCGAAGAACACAAAUCAAGACUAUUCAGGCCAUUCUCCCAAGCAGACAAUUCUACGGCUCGAUCAUAUGGCGGUAGUGGCUUGGGUCUGAGUAUCUGCAAGGCAAUUAUUGAAGACGUACUUGGAGGAUUGAUCUGGCUCGACUCCACACCCGGAGUGGGUACGACAGUCACAUUCCAGCUUGUAUUUCAGCGAGCCCCCAAGGACUCUGCUGUCACUGCACCAUGGAUGCAAAACUUCAACCAGGCCGACAAACAUGACGUUCCGCGAGUUACGCAAGUUGUGGGACGGGAUCUGACGAUGGUUCCUCGUGAGAAAAUCCGUGUCUGUAUUGCAGAGGACAACCCGAUCAAUCAGAAGAUUGCAGUCAAAUUUGUGCGGGGAUUGGGAUUAGAAUGCGAAGCGUUCAGCGAUGGGCAGCAAGCUGUGGAUGCACUUCGUCAACGUUCAAAGGAAGGACGGCCCUUCCACGUUGUCCUUAUGGAUGUUCAGAUGCCAGUUCUAGACGGCUACGAUGCUACUCGUGAGAUUAGAAAAGAGACGGACCCUAACGUCAACCAAGCGCUUGUGAUUGCGAUGACUGCCAGUGCAAUUGAAGGUGAUCGGGAGAAGUGCUUGGAAGCGGGUAUGAACGACUAUCUUGCUAAGCCAGUACGAUCUUCUGUUCUUAGCGAGAUGUUGGAUCAAUACUUGGCACCUGCUCGUCCGACAAAACUUCGACGACGUCCCGUCACCCGCCAAAGUGGUGAAGAUUCACGUUCUGAUGGGUCUGGAACACCAGGGAGUCAGACAUCAUCGUCUUCGGCUAGUCAGACUAUUGCUCUGACCCCUGAUGAUGAACGAUUACAACAGUCUACCUCUCCAGUUGUUUCACCGCCAGCUCUGCCGUCGCCAGCUGUUUCAUUGCCAGCGAUAUCUCCGCCGACUGAUUCCUCACCAGCAACGCGUACAGAUCAGAUUCCGGAACGGUUGAAACGUUCUGAACAGCAAUCUUCAUCCACUCAACCAAAUAAUAAAUUCUAAUCUUCCCCCCGUGCAGUCGGAAGAAAUGACAUCCUUUAUUUGUUCAUACAUCUUCCGUUCUUCAGACAGAUCCAUUUCUUGUAUAUCCUAUUUUUAAUUUUCUUAUACCAUACUGGGGGAAACGUGACUGGGAUGGCCAAAAAAAUACUUGGAGAUUUCUAACUUAUGCGUGAUUCUUCUCGAUUCACUUUUUAUGAUUUCCGUUUUAUGAUAUCCACACGUACCAUGAUGGUUAUGAUGGCGCCUUGUAUACCUGGAUUUUCUUUUUUCUAAUUUUGACUUGUCAAAAUUGUGCGGUUUGGUGGUUCGUUUCUUCGAAUUUAAUUUAUAGACUAUAUUUCAGGAAUGUGAAAAAUGGGGUAAAUGAUAACUGCGAGAGAUC